Dipodomys spectabilis (banner-tailed kangaroo rat) is the source of this 2130-nucleotide messenger RNA. It is a transcript of the gene Ppm1a, whose product is annotated as protein phosphatase, Mg2+/Mn2+ dependent 1A. Gene Ontology annotation, cellular component: cytosol; nucleus. The transcript has 6 exons. Gene Ontology annotation, biological process: positive regulation of canonical NF-kappaB signal transduction; protein dephosphorylation; positive regulation of canonical Wnt signaling pathway. NCBI's taxonomy places the organism in Eukaryota, Metazoa, Chordata, Mammalia, Rodentia, Heteromyidae. The record is from RefSeq and is a predicted model, not a curated record. Gene Ontology annotation, molecular function: protein serine/threonine phosphatase activity; manganese ion binding; magnesium ion binding. The coding region runs from base 89 to 1237 and encodes 382 amino acids.
CCUCCCCGGCCGCUGUCGCCGCCGCCGCCUCGGCCGACCAGGGACCUGCCCGCCCGCGGCUGCUCCGGACCUAGAGGAUCAAGACAUAAUGGGAGCAUUUUUAGACAAGCCAAAGAUGGAAAAGCAUAAUGCCCAGGGGCAGGGUAAUGGGUUGCGAUAUGGGCUAAGCAGCAUGCAAGGUUGGCGAGUUGAAAUGGAGGAUGCACAUACCGCUGUAAUCGGUUUGCCAAGUGGACUUGAAACAUGGUCAUUCUUUGCUGUUUAUGAUGGGCAUGCUGGUUCUCAGGUUGCCAAAUACUGCUGUGAGCAUUUGUUAGAUCACAUCACCAAUAACCAGGAUUUUAAAGGGUCUGCAGGAGCACCUUCUGUGGAAAAUGUAAAGAAUGGAAUCAGAACAGGUUUUCUGGAGAUUGAUGAACACAUGAGAGUUAUGUCAGAGAAGAAACAUGGUGCAGAUAGAAGUGGGUCAACAGCUGUGGGUGUCUUAAUUUCUCCCCAACACACUUAUUUCAUUAACUGUGGAGACUCAAGAGGUUUACUUUGUAGAAACAGGAAAGUUCACUUCUUCACACAAGAUCACAAACCAAGCAAUCCGCUGGAAAAAGAACGAAUUCAGAAUGCAGGUGGCUCUGUAAUGAUUCAACGUGUCAAUGGCUCUCUAGCUGUAUCAAGGGCCCUUGGGGAUUUUGAUUACAAAUGCGUCCAUGGAAAAGGUCCUACAGAGCAGCUUGUCUCACCAGAGCCUGAAGUUCAUGAUAUUGAAAGAUCUGAAGAAGAUGAUCAGUUCAUUAUUCUUGCAUGUGAUGGUAUCUGGGAUGUUAUGGGAAAUGAAGAGCUCUGUGAUUUUGUAAGAUCCAGACUUGAAGUCACUGAUGAUCUUGAGAAAGUUUGCAAUGAAGUAGUCGACACCUGUUUGUAUAAGGGAAGUCGAGACAACAUGAGUGUGAUUUUGAUCUGUUUUCCAAAUGCACCCAAAGUAUCGCCAGAAGCUGUGAAGAAGGAGGCAGAGUUGGACAAAUACCUGGAAUGCAGAGUAGAAGAAAUCAUAAAGAAGCAGGGGGAAGGCGUUCCCGACUUAGUCCACGUGAUGCGCACGUUAGCAAGUGAGAACAUCCCCAGCCUCCCUCCAGGGGGUGAAUUGGCAAGCAAGCGGAAUGUAAUUGAAGCCGUUUACAAUAGAUUGAAUCCUUACAAAAAUGAUGACACUGACUCUACAUCAACUGAUGAUAUGUGGUAAAACUGCUCAUCUAGCCAUGGAAUUUACCAUCACCUCCAAAGGAGAGUACAGCCCAACUUGGUUGAACCUUUUAACAUCCAUCCUCAACAUUAAGGAAGGAAAUAUGACAUGACGUUGGGUGAGCGUGAUUACACCAGAGACCUUCAGCAGUACAACAGCUAGCCCAGAACUGAUUUGUUUUGUUUCGUUUUGGUUUUUUUUUUGUAAAUUUGAAACUUACAGAAACGUGAUUUCAAACCAUAAUUCAUGUUGUAAAUCAGACUCCAGCAAUUUUUGUUGUAUGAUUGUUUUGUAAAGUGUAAUUGUCCUUGUACAAAAUGCUCAUAUUUAAUUAUGAACUGCUUUUAAAAAAUCACUAUCAAUGAUACAAGAAAUGUUUGGCUUGUUAUGUGAUGCAACAGAUAUAUAGCCCUUUUGAGUCUUGUUGUGUUCGGACUUGGGAUUGGAACAGGGAGAGCAGCAACCAUAUCACUAGACACUCAAAUGUGUACAUGAUUAUGGAGAAUAACUUCAAAACUUCACAAAGCCGAACAUCCAAGGAGUUAUGGAAACUGUCUUAAUGUUCUUGGCAUUGUUGAUGAAGCCCUUCCCUUCAUUUAACUGUCUUUCAGGAUAUUCUCUCCUUGUUGCCAUGAGUAUUGCAGGUAAUACAAUAUAUUCAUAACAAUAUCAAUCUUGGGGCUAAAAUGCCUUUGAUUUUUUUUUUGGACCUCUUUUACAAGUCCUUACAUUUAAUUCCUAAUUGAAGAGCAGCAGCUUCCUACGUAUAGUAGGAGACUGCCACAUUUUUUUUUUUUAAUCUUUUUUGCUAUCAUGAUUGGCCGGGCCUGCUGCUGUUCCUGGUAAGAUAUUCUGAAUUCAUUUUAUCAAUAAAGCUUGAUUUAACAAACAAG